This is a messenger RNA of Schizosaccharomyces cryophilus OY26, 2251 nucleotides long. RefSeq names its product 2-OG-Fe(II) oxygenase superfamily protein. Lineage: Eukaryota; Fungi; Ascomycota; Schizosaccharomycetes; Schizosaccharomycetales; Schizosaccharomycetaceae. The transcript has a single exon. Gene Ontology annotation, molecular function: dioxygenase activity. The record is from RefSeq and is a predicted model, not a curated record. The coding region runs from base 580 to 1803 and encodes 407 amino acids.
UUCGAUUCUUCAACGUCCAUUUUGACACAAAAUCGUUUUGUCUUUUGAAACGUAGAACGGGGGUUUUUUAUUUUAAUUUUUCAUUUGUUUAUUUUAUUUUCCUUUUGUUAUAAGUGUUUCCUGGUUACCGUUCACUUUCUAGACUUUGAGGAACCAAUUUUUUUGACGAAAGUUUGGUUUUUUACGAUUUUGAAGCCUCUGAAGACCAUAGAUUGUUUUUAUCGAGGGGUUUUCUUUUUAUUUGUUUUUUUUCCUUUAGUUAUUCCUUUUUUUAGGGGAAAGAUAUUCGCUCGUAAUUGAGCUCUUGGUUCUUUAAAGACUUUAUUGUUUCUAAUAGGUAGCCAUCCGUCUAUCUUUAUAUCGGGAUUUGUGGUAAUUCAUAGUCUCGGUAGAAAAAAAAAAGAUUUUUUUUAUUGAUAUCUUUAGAAGUUAUUCCGAAGAACGUUUCCCAUUUUUCAUUGAUUUGUCUUUACUUUUUUCCUCCACACAAAAGCAAAGCAAAACAGAACAGAACAGAACAGAACAGGACAAAAAAGUUUAGAAACAUAUUGUCCUUUCCUUUGUGAUUAGUUAGUAAUCAUGUUGUCUCAAUUAAUACAAAAUACUUCUGAUUCUGUAAGGACGGCCACUCCUGAAGAGGAAGAACGUCUUUGUCCAGUCAUUGACUUUGGCCCCUUGCUAGCCAACGAGCCGGGUGCGCGAGAGAAGAUUGUCGAGCAGCUCCGCCUUGCUUGUGAAUCCACCGGCUUUUUCCAAAUUUUAAACCAUCCUAUCGGCAAAGAUGUCAUCAAAAAUGCUUUUCGCGCUUCCAAGCAUUUUUUUGAACUCCCUUUUGAUGAGAAACUGAUGUUGAGCAAGGAUAUGUUUAGCAACCGCGGUUAUGAGUUGCUCAAGGACUUUGUUUUAGAAGGUGAAGAAGAUUCUUCUCUAGACGGAGUGGUUCUCGACGAUGAUCUAUCUUUCCCUGGUAGCUCUUCCUUUACUCCUUCAUCUCUUGGUUGCCCGAUUCCUUCUGCUCAGUCCCUUUCCACGUACGCUGAACCCCCUGACUCAUCACCGACUACUUGGAACACCGGCCUCGGUGACUCUACCCCAUCUACCAGCAACAAUGCCGCUCUUCAUGAUUCUGAAUGUAUGUCUAAUGAAUUCCGCGAAAGCUUUUAUUUUGGUAAUGACAAUCUCUCCAAGGAACGUCUCCUCCGCCCUUUUCAAGGUCCUAAUAAAUGGCCUUCCAAUACAGGUGCUAAUUUUCGUACUUCCCUCGUCCAGUACCACGAUGAAAUGGCUGCUUUUGCCAAUCAAGUCAUGUGUCUUUUGGCCGAAUCUCUUGGUUUAGCGCCCAACGCAUUUGAUGAAUUUUGCUCCGAUCCCACUACUGCCAUUCGUCUUUUGCGGUACCCCUCAUCCUAUAACCGCACCGGAGUGAAUGACCAUACUGAUGCUGAUGCUUUGACACUUAUGGCGCAAGAUGAAGUUCGUGGCUUGCAAAUCGUAGAUCCUGUUUCACAGUCCUUCGUCGCUGUUUCUGCACGUCCCAGUGCUUUGGUUGCCAAUUUAGGUGAUAUCAUGGCUAUCUUAACCAACAACCGCUACAAGUCUUCAGUGCACCGUGUUUGUAAUACCAGUGGACACGACCGCUACACCAUUCCCUUCUUUUUGCAGGGUAACAUUGACUAUGUAGUGGCCCCUUUGCCUGGGCUAGGUCCCUCGACCACUGAGCCUAUUGCCGUGGAAGACUUGUUGAGGGAUCAUUUCCAUAACAGUUAUACUUCACACACUACAACCACUUCUUUGGUUUGCUAAUUCGAAUCCCUUUUGUUCCGUUGUAUUCUAUACUUUUCCUUUGAAUCCGUUAGAAGUUUCCCAAUGACUUUACAUCCCGUUAAUUAAGCUGUUUUAAUAAUUUUCUAUAGAUUGCUAAUUGUUUUUUCCCUAAGGGCUCUGACUGCCACCGAUAUCUCGUUUCUUCAGGACGGUUUUGAGCUUUCAAAUUUACGCCAACGUUUCGUUCUUUUUCAACGUUUUAUUUCCAUACGGCUUGCUUUUAAGCUUCUGUUAUAUUCUGCUCAUUUUACUUUUUCUUUUCCGUUAUAGAAAAGAAAGAAUAAUUGGAUGUCAACGUUUGCGUGCAAUCGUCUUUUCCCUGUGUAAUUAGAUCGUUCGUUCUUUUGUUUAUGUUUUUCAUUUUGUUAUUAUUAUAAAUACUAAUUUUGCUUGCUAUGAAUGAAUGUAUUGUUGAGCUACAAGUAGG